AUGCAACCCGAUGUGCGCCCCGGUGGCUGCACUCGGGAACGUGCAAACUGUGGCGAUUCGCGUGAUGCCAUUAGCACCACGACCUUCAAAAGCUCCAGCAAACAUUCACUUUGGAAUGACGUCAAAAUUGGCCUUGCAAAUGCUGAUGAGCCGGCCGUUUUGGAGGCGAUCUCCCGGUUGGAAGACACAGGCUUGCUGCAACAGCAAACUUUCGAAUGGAACGCCGCCGAACUGGUCAUGGAUUCACUUCAUGGAGAAUGUGGCCCAGCGGCACAAUGGGCCGUGGAGGACGUUUUGGCAAACCUGCAGUGCCGCCCCAGCAGGCAACCGGUUCGCAUCACAUGUCUUAAUGUCACCAAAUGGCGUAAAGAGCUGGCUAGUUGGAUUGCGAAUUUAAGCCCGGACCUCGCCCUCCUUCAAGAGACCCACCUUGAUGCUAAAGAUGUCAGCCUUCUUGCUGCCCAUGCUGGGAUGUUCGGGUAUGAGGUCUUUCAGUGCCCGGCUGUGGCCACGGGCAAAGGGGGCAACACCGGGGGAUUGGCAAUCUUGCACCGGAGACACCUCGAUGUGUCACAAGUCACUAGCCACCUCGUUGAAGGUAAUGGUUACCAAGCCGCCAUGUUCAGGGUAAAAGGCUUUGAUCUUUACGUUGUCAACGUGUACUUGAAAUCAGGCGAGGGAUUCCAGAGCAGCACCAAUGCCGGCAUCAUUGCAUCGCUUCUUUCCUUUGUCCGAUCCGUCAGAGGUGCCUUUGCGAUUUUGGGUGACUUUAAUGAGGACUUUGAAACCCUAAGCUCCACCCAUAUUGGGGAGGAGGCGCGUGCGGUGUGGGUCGGACCAGGCACGUCCACCUGUUCUGGCGGAGGCCAAAUUGAUUUUGGUUUAAUUUCGAAUAGCCUGGCAACUUGUGCUGCGGUGCAGCUGGACUGGAACACCCCGUCAAGGCCGCAUGCAGCUUUGCAUUGGCAGCUUGAUGUUGCCCUGUUGCAUCAAAAAAUGCCGCAACUCAAGGGUUUCAAGCCUGCGCAGCUCGAUUCACAGCCUUUUCAGCUAAGCACCGUCAGGCCAGAGGUCACCAUCUUAGAUGAGCAGGUUACCGACGAAUUGACACUUGAUUUUGCGGCUUUAAGCUGUGCUGUUGAAAUGUCCGUUUAUGGCCAGGCUCAGGGAAGAGGAGCCAACAUUCUUUUGCAUCGCGCGCCAUUGCCUGUGCAGGGCGCUCCCAAUGCUGGUUGGGGAGGUAAGGCUUCGGCUUUCUGGUGCAGAUUCUUAGGUUGGAUCAAAGCUGUGCGCAACUCGGGUUGGCAUGUGAGUGGUUUCGGGCAGCAAGCAGGAGACCAGCUCAAAGAUGUAUGGUAUGGUGAUGCGACCUCCUUACAGGAUUUUGCCAGCGCGCUUGCAAAUGCCAGUCAACAAUGCGACCCUGCGGCUCUCCUUGCAUUGGAACCUGUAGCCACCGCGCAACACAGGCAUCACACCGAGGCUUUUAAGCAGGCUAACACUAAACAAUACACCAAGUGGCUGAGUGCUGCCUUGGUAAAAGGUAUGAAGCCUUUGUACAAAUGCCUCAAAAGUACGGAAUCCCCUUGUGAUAGACCCUUUCGAAAUCUUUCAUUGCAAGAUAGAGUGUACCAAAGAUGGAAGCAGUGGCACGACAUUUGGUGCCAGCCGGUCACUACGGACCCGCAUUUGUUGGCAGAGGUCAAAGCCAGAGCUAUCGAUCAAGCCAAGCAUUUGCCGCCCAUAAAUUUUGAGAAGGCUGUAAAACUUUUCAAAAAGUUUCCAGCGAAGGCUCCUGGGGCCGACGGCUGGACAUCACAGAUGCUAAACAACUUGAGCGAAGAGGCAGUCCGGGCUGUUAUUGAUUUCAUGCACGCUUGCGAGGCUAGUGCAGAGUGGCCAGCACAGUUUGCCAUUUCCUUGAUAGCCUGCCUGCCCAAAAACACACUCCGCGAGAGGCCAAUAGCCUUGCUCCAUGUGCUUUACCGCUCAUAUGUGCGCCUCCGUUUCUCCUUGAUAAACCAGUGGCAGCAGGAGUAUGCUAAUCAAUGCCAAUGGGACCGCUCCCUGCCGGGAGGAGCCGUACUGGACGUCGCAUUGGGGAGACUGGUCCGGGGGGAGUGUACUCGGCACAACCGGUUACACAUGGUAACGCUCUUUUUAGAUUUAGAGACCUUCUUCGAUCGUUGCCGGUUCGAUGAAAUGUUCCGAACGGGACUCAAGUUGGGCUACCCGCCCAUCAUAUUACACCAGGCCUAUCUGGUUUACAGUGGAGCCAGAUAUCUACAGGCCGAAGGCACGGUCGCACCGGUCAUCAAGGCCAAUACCGGACUCCUGCCAGGAUGCCCUGCGGCACCCUCAAUAGCGAAACUCAUCAUGCCUGAUGUUGCGGCUGAGCUUAGUGUCAAACCAGGAACGUCCAACUUGGAUGUUUGGAUAGAUGAUCUUAGUCUUGAUACGGUUACCGCAGCUCCCAAGCAAACUGCUAGCAUUGCUUUGCGCUUGUUUCGAGGUCUUCGCAGUUCCCUGGAGUCCAGGGGUGCACAAGUUGCCAUCAGCAAAACUUCCUUUGUUGCCACGUCGUCUGAGGCUUGCAAGGCCUUGAAGGCAAUAUGCCAACCGGAUGAUCCGGCCAUUAAAAAUUUCGCCCGCGACCUAGGGGCCCUUGGGGUGAGCCCCAAGCGGCGCAAGUACUACCGCGCCAUUUGCAGCAAAUAUGCUGGUCGACAAAAACUAGGAUCGGUUGAUCUGACUUUUGCCUUGAAUCCUGCCAAGUGCGAAGACCCGACUUUCACCAUCAUGCGGCAGCAUAUUAGGGCUGUUUUCCGUGUCUUUAAAAAGUGGCAUCGUGAGGAUGGGCAAAAAUUCGCCAGCACUUGGAAAAGCAUAUGGAAUCACUUGUCCAAAGCAAAAGACCCUUGGAAGAGAGUCACCGGACCAAUUGCUGCCACCCAAGCGUAUUUGAUUGAGUUGGGAGUGGAAUGCUCACAGGUGCAUCUGUGGCGGCAUGCCAAAGGUAACCUUCAACUCGACUGGACCAAUUCUGAUGUCAUCCGCAGCGGCUGGGAGUGGGUGCAUAAAUUACUGCUACACCAGCAAGGGCUUCGCAUUGCCCAGCAAGAGGGUUGUGGUUCGCUCGAUCAGGGCACUGACUUCACUGUCCACCGCAAGUUGUUGAAGCGCAAACAUGUUCAGAGAGCUACCCUUAGCAAUUUGCAUGCGGUAUGGCAAGGAGCGAUGGUUUCCUCAGCCAAGCCAGGUUGGUGCACGCUGUGCCAGUGUCCGCUUUCUUUGCAACAUAAUCUUUGGGAAUGUCCGUUCAUUUGCAAGCAGUUUGAUGCCGAGGAGUUUUCCGAAUUGAAAUCCCAGUACCCUUGGCCUUCAUUGUGGUUGAGAGGCCUGCCUCCCCUUAGUGAAGUGCGGCAUCCCAAACCUGCGAGUGAGCAAUGCGGCUUGCAAGUCACGGGACUAUGGUCGACCCAGAGUACUUUGGAAGGCAGUCGAUAUGUUUUUGCUUGUGAUGCUUCUGGAGGACCAGGCGGCUCGGAUCAAAGGCUCCUCGUAACGACUUGGUCCAUAGGAGCCUAUGCCUUGGUUGAUGGGCAACCAAAGAGGGUUGCGAGUGCCACGUGCUUGGAGGCGGAGCCCCUGACAGUGCCUCAGGCCGAACAGCGAGCUCUUUUUGAGUUGAUGCAUCGUGUCACUGGCGACUUUGAUGCCACAACUGAUUGCAAAAGUGUCAAGCAAAUCUUGUGCAAGGCCAACCCACCGCAGGAAGGUGUUGUGCCAUGGGGCACGAUAUGGCACGAGCGCAGUCGCAUCCGCUUGCAUUGGGUUUCUUCACAUAAAAGUGCAGCUUACUUUGAAAAGCAGGGCUGGGAGCAGUGGAGGCGCCUCAUCAACGAGGACGUUGACAAACUCUGCGGGGAAAGGGCUUCUCAGCAUUUCUCGAUCGCGCAUGCGAAGUGGCUGAAGAAAUGUGAUUCCGUGGUGGAACAAGUCUGCUACUCCUUAGCGCGACGUGCUGGAUUCAUCAUUCGGCAGAGAAAGAGAGUGGGCAGCUCAACUUUGGAUCAGUCGGGCCCUGCGGGCUGGUGUGCUGCUUUUGCGCCCUACGAGGCUGCAUUAGCGCUACAGUGCUUGUGGCGCUAUGCCUACUCACCAGACGUCUUAAGACACGCAGACUUCAUUUCAUGGACAAGGCAGGUCGGUGGUGUGGGCACUUGGCGUGCUCAUGCGACCACCCGCUGCGCUGUGUACAGUUGGCGGUAG
This is a messenger RNA of Symbiodinium sp. CCMP2592, 4272 nucleotides long. NCBI's taxonomy places the organism in Eukaryota, Dinophyceae, Suessiales, Symbiodiniaceae. The record is from the annotation of a GenBank genome assembly.